Linum tenue is the source of this 1577-nucleotide messenger RNA. NCBI's taxonomy places the organism in Eukaryota, Viridiplantae, Streptophyta, Magnoliopsida, Malpighiales, Linaceae. The record is from the annotation of a GenBank genome assembly.
CAGAAUUUUCUCUUCCAACCAUUACCGCCAAACGCCAGCUCUCACCCUUUCUCUUUGUCUCUCAUAUACUCUCUGAUUCUCUCUCCCAAUCUCGCAAAUGGAGGCGCCAAUUCACUGCGCACCAGCUCCAUACGCUCUUUUCAAACUCGCCGGCGACGACGCUUCACCUGACUUUCCUCAGCCGGACGUCCAGAUUCUCACCUCCGCCGGCCUCCGCAUCCCGGCUCACGCCGCCGUUCUGGCCUCGGCGUCGCCGGUACUGGAGAGUGUUGUAGACUGUCCGCCCAAGCACCGUAGCUCCGGGAGGGUCAUUCCGAUCCUCGGCGUUCCUUGCGCCGCCGUCGCCGUCUUCAUCCGACUCCUCUACUCGUCAAGGUACGAAGAAGAUGAGCUGGGGAAGUUUGGGAUCCAUCUCUUGGCAUUGUCACACGUCUACUCUGUUCCCAAACUGAAGCAGCGAUGCGCCAAGGCAGUUGGUCAGAACCUGACCAUAGAUAACGUGGUGGAUGUGCUUCAACUGGCACGGCUAUGCGAUGCGCCUGACCUUUACAUCAAGUGCAUGAAGCUGGUUUCCACCAACUUCAAACCUGUGGAGCAAACAGAAGGGUGGCAGUUCAUGCAAGGCCACGAUCCCUGGCUCGAGCUCGACAUCCUGCAGUUCAUUGAUGAAGCUGAACUGAGGAAGAAGAAAGCUAGAAGGCACAGGGAAGAGCAGCGGUUGUACAUGGAGCUCGCGGAGGCAAUGGAUUGCCUAGAGCACAUAUGCACAGAAGGGUGCACAAGCGUUGGGCCGUAUGAUGUUGAGCCUAACAGAAAAAGCCUGCCUUGCAGCAAGUUCUCUACCUGUCGAGGGGUUCAGCUUUUGAUCAGGCACUUUGCUACCUGCAAGAAGCGGGUUAAUGGAGGGUGCUCCCGAUGUAAAAGGAUGUGGCAGCUCCUCAGACUUCAUGCUUCGAUAUGCGAGCAGCUUGAUCUUUGCAAAGUCCCUCUUUGCAGGCAAUUCAAACUGAGAAUGCAGCAAGAGAAGAAGGGCGACGAAACUCUAUGGAAGUUGCUAGUGAGGAAAGUGGUCUCUGCCAGGGUCAUGUCUACUUUAUCCCUUGCCAAGCGGAAAACGUGAGGACAGGCAUCUCAUCCAGCGCAUGUGGCGGCUGCCCCAAACGAAUUGGACCAAUUCAAGCCUGCAAAUUGUCUUGAGAGCUGCAAGUUUGGAUGAAAAUGUAGGAUAUAUUUCGUUUCUUCUUUUAUUUGUCUGAAGUAUAAAAUGGGCAUCGAAAGCUUGUUGUAAAAUGAGGUGGGUUGGGUUUUGUCUAGUUAUCAUCCUUUCCUUUUUUUUUUUGUUGGCUUGGCUUUGGCUACCCCUAUGCAGAGUAGGAAAUUGGUACGUAGAGAUGUGAAGAAAAUCAAGCAGAAGCUUUUCUGUGUUGUAUAUUAUCACAGUAGUGUACAUUCAUGAGCUGUUGUUGCUUGCUUCAUAUGCAAGCAUACUAGUUUCUCGACUGUAUUACUCAUUGGUCUGGAAGUCUAGAACUUGUGCCGAAAAAUCUCUUUAACUGAUAUCACGAUCUCGAAGAGCG